GUUAACUCCUCUGUUUUUUCUUGUUAUGCGGUUCAGAUACGAUUACCUCCUGAGGUGAACAGAAUCCUGUACAUCAGAAACCUUCCCUACAAGAUCACAGCUGAGGAAAUGUAUGAUAUCUUUGGGAAAUAUGGACCAAUACGUCAAAUCAGAACAGGGAACACACCUGAAUCACGAGGAACAUCUUACGUGGUUUAUGAAGACAUCUUCGACGCCAAGAACGCCUGCGACCAUCUGUCGGGUUUCAACGUCUGCAACCGCUACCUGGUGGUCCUCUACUACAAUGCAAACAGAGUAUGUAUCAGUGUUACAGUAGCAGGGUUUCUCCUAGGGUUUUUCAGGCAGUAGAAACUUACCAUAAUU
Messenger RNA from Notothenia coriiceps (black rockcod), 363 nucleotides. It is a transcript of the gene sf3b6, whose product is annotated as splicing factor 3b, subunit 6. The record is from RefSeq and is a predicted model, not a curated record. Gene Ontology annotation, cellular component: cytoplasm; nucleus. The transcript is spliced from 2 exons. Gene Ontology annotation, molecular function: mRNA binding. Lineage: Eukaryota; Metazoa; Chordata; Actinopteri; Perciformes; Nototheniidae. The annotation marks the transcript as partial.